CUCACCGUCUCGCGCCUUACAGGCUCAUCUUAAAGAGAUGUACUUGCAAAACUUAGGCCUGGGGCUCGAUCAUAAAUCUUUGGUUGGGCACAAAGUUUGACUCAUAUAUCUCGUGAUUCGUCAUCCAGUGUCACGUGUUACCUCUGUUACGCUCGGCCACAUGAUGCCACGGUGAUCAGAUUUGUUGACGCUAUCCUGUAUCGGUUUUAUCCCAUCGCGCACUAUUGAAAACCAUGGACGGCAUCGCCGAAACGAUCAUAGCGCAGGCGACGGACCCGAAAGUGGCGUUUAUGGCCGCAGCUCUCUUCGGCUAUUGUUUAUACAAACUCAUGGCCAUGACGCGCAGAAAGAGCUCCCAGUCCUUUGCAAAGGACUCCGACGAAACGGAUGACGAUGACGUGGCGUACACGGACAAUGACGGCGGUUACAAGCUGAUCCUGAUAAUUCGGACGGAUUUGAAAAUGGGAAAGGGAAAAGUGGCAGCUCAGUGCUCGCAUGCCGCCGUCGCGGCUUACAAAGCCGUCAGUAAGCAUCCGAAGAUCCUGAGAUCGUGGGAGGAGUCUGGCCAGGCCAAGAUCACCCUGAAGGUGGACAGCGAGGCUGCUCUUACGGAGAUCGCGAAGCAGGCUAAAGCCAUGGGUCUCUUGGCGAACGUUAUACAGGAUGCGGGGCACACGCAAAUCCCAGCGGGAAGCAAGACUGUAUGCGCGGUCGGGCCAGGCCCGGCCAGGUUGGUAGAUCAAGUCACCGGUCAUUUAAAGUUAUUUUAACUGUUUAUCGAAUAAAGCCCCCCGAGCCCUUUCAUAUA
Vollenhovia emeryi is the source of this 808-nucleotide messenger RNA. Its product is annotated as peptidyl-tRNA hydrolase 2, mitochondrial. Gene Ontology annotation, cellular component: cytosol; mitochondrion. NCBI's taxonomy places the organism in Eukaryota, Metazoa, Arthropoda, Insecta, Hymenoptera, Formicidae. The coding region runs from base 234 to 770 and encodes 178 amino acids. Gene Ontology annotation, molecular function: peptidyl-tRNA hydrolase activity. The record is from RefSeq and is a predicted model, not a curated record. The transcript is spliced from 4 exons.